Molecule: messenger RNA, 2808 nt
Organism: Akanthomyces muscarius
Lineage: Eukaryota; Fungi; Ascomycota; Sordariomycetes; Hypocreales; Cordycipitaceae
Exons: 1
Coding region: 1-2808 (935 amino acids)
Biological process (GO): regulation of DNA-templated transcription; DNA-templated transcription
Molecular function (GO): DNA-binding transcription factor activity, RNA polymerase II-specific; DNA binding; zinc ion binding
Source: RefSeq, a predicted model, not a curated record
AUGAACUACUUCGAGGACUACGACGAGCCCGUCGGCGACGGCGGGCCAGCGAGCCACGAGCCGCCUGCUGCCAUGGGAUCGCCGCCGUCGCCCGCACAACCCCAUCAAGGCGCAGGUGGUGCAGCUGCAGGCAUGACCAGCCACCCUCGAUCAUCGGGCAAUGUUACGAUAUACCAGACCACGGGCCCCGAUGCUCACACCGCGGCCAUCCUGUCACCUGGCGGCUCGGGUCCUGCCCUGAACCCGCGCUCCUGUGUAACUUGCCGCCGUCGCAAGGUGCGCUGCGAUAAGCAGAUGCCAUGCUCCAACUGUCGCCGCGCACAAAUUCCCUGCAUUUUCCCUGCGCCCGGUCGCGCCCCGCGCCAACAGAAACCAAAGGACCUCAAUGCGCCGCCAAAGAGCUCCAGCCAACGCGAGGUGGAACUGAUCAAGCGCCUGCGCAAGCUUGAGGGCAUCGUUGAGGAGCUGAGCGGACAGAUUGAGGUUGAAUCUGGCAGCGGCCGGCAGGCGCACUCUGAAUCUCCACGCGUUGGCACAACUGGUGACGGCUCCUCGGCCAGCCAAUACUCUUCCAGCCUGGACUUCUUCGGCGGUCGCCCGUCGAGCGAGGGUGGCCACGAUACGAACCCAGACGUUCUGCGAAAGCGAGACGUUGGCCAGCAGUUUGGCCGAAUGGUUCUCGGCGAUCACAAAGGCACAGCCAGGUAUAUCAGUAGUGGUUUUUGGUCGAAGAUGAAUGACGAAAUCGAUGCUAUUCGGACUGAAACACAAAGGCUCACCGACGACGAUGACGAGUCUGACUACGAUGAGUCGCCUAUGGAAACGCCAGACGCACUGGGAGCUCUCAAUGAUCAUCACUCGUUUAUCUUUGGCUACCGAUCCGCCGAUGUUGACUUGAGUAAACUACACCCGCUCCCGUCACACGCAACAUUCCUUUGGUCUGUUUUUCAAGAAAACGUUGAGCCUCUACUCAAGAUCCUUCAUGUACCAACCGUUGAUGCCUUGCUGCGAGAAGCAAGACGAGAUAUGUCUACACUGCUGCCCGCAGACGAGGCCCUGAUUUUUGUGAUAUACUUUUCCGCCAUUACCGCUCUCGAACCAGAAGAGGUCCAGACAAACUUUGGGGCAGACAAGUUUGCGCUUCUCGGACAGUAUCGUUUUGCUGUAGAGCAAGCACUGGCCAAGGCGAAUUUCUUGAACACAUCUGACAUUACCGUUCUACAAGCCUUCACAUUGUUCCUACUUGUCGGUAGGCGACAUGACGACAGUCGAUUUUGCUGGUCUCUGACCAGUCUCGUUGUUCGCCUUGCGCAGGGCAUGGGGCUGCACAGGGACGGCACGCACUUUGAUUUGCCACCCUUUGAGGCGGAGAUGCGAAGGAGGCUGUGGUGGGCGAUCAUUACGCUUGACCUACGAUCCGGAGAGGAGCUUGGCACUGACAUGGUUAUACCUGAUGGAAGCUAUGACACACAGUUGCCUUUAAACAUCAACGACGCCGAUAUAAGCAAAGACUCCACAGAAGUUCCCGAGCAACGCGAGGGUCGCUCAGACUCUGCUGUCGCUGUCGUCAGAUAUGAAAUUUGCGCCAUCGCCCGCCGUAUUCAUUGUGCGUCCUCUGCCAUGGCGUUGCGCCCGGAAACAAGCAGCAUUGCCGAAAAGGAGCAGAUGCUCAUUGAAGUAUACCAGCGCAUCGAGGACAAGUUUCUUCGACAUGUUGUGGAUGAAAUGGACCCCCUGUACUGGGUUGUUGCAAUGAUUACACGUGUCAUCAUGGCUAAGUCUUGCUUGGUGAUAUAUCACCCUCUCCUUUUCCCUGGUGCAGAAGAGCAGCUGUCAAAUGAGGUCCGCCAGAGGCUUUAUGUUGCCGCGAUUGAGAUUAUUGAAUGCAAUCACAAGCUCAGUACUGAUCCACGCUGCAAGCAAUAUCGUUGGCUGUUUAAGACUUACACAAGUUGGCACGCCAUCUCCUACGUCCUCGUGGAAACCUGCCGCAGACCUUGGACGCCGCUGGUAGAGCGUGCCUGGCAUGCUGUAACAGGAUACGAGGGAGACCCGACCGAGCUGGCCAAGAAAGCUGACCACGCCGCGGUGUUCCUCCCGCUGCGCAAGCUUUUUGCUCGCGCGCGACGACAUCGUGUGGCCGAGAUUACCAAACUUCGCGCGAAUCCAGACGAAGCACGACGUCUGGACUUUGCAGAGCGUAUGGAUCCGGAGCCUGCUCGUUUUGGACCUGUUCCUGGUGCAGAGCACAUAAUGGACCAGGCUAGAGAGCGUUGGAGGCUGCUCAUAAAACCUGAAGGUGUCAGCCCGUCGCCAUGGCUCGGCUCGAAAGCAGCAGGCGGAAGUAGCGCAGCGCCAACAGAGGCAAACUCGCAGCCAACGCCAGCGCCUACUGAUGCAAACACCGUCCCUGGACCGCCGAUGCAAGCUGGCCUAACCCCAUCAACCAACGAUGUCAACUACGCAAUGAACUUUGUUGACGUGCUCAUGUCUCAACACAACGUCCCAAUGGCCGACUUUUGGGAUAUUGCAAACUUGGAUCCAGCUGCGACCGACGCGAACCUGUCUUCCCAGCAAGCGCUACAGAAUCAGGCCUUGCCAAUCCAGACUCCCAAGGAUAGUAGUGGCCAGCCCCUUCUCUGGGCUGAUCCAUUCUCUUCUGCCGGAAUCAAGCUUGACGACGUAUUGGCUGAUGAUGCAGAAAUGGGAGAGGAUUUCAAUUGGCAGGAUUGGAGCCAGAGUAUUCGUGGGUUGGAGCUCGGAGCCGCGCAGCCUCAACCUCAGAACCCGAACCAGCGCUGGCCGUGA